AACAGUUUAUAAACAGUUUGCAUUCCGCAGUCGUGCAGUUCAGUUUUGUGUUGUACCUCGCCAGAGUAGUUGAUCUCUACUCGCGUUAAAAACAAUUAAAAUUGCAAAAGCAAAUCUCAAACAACAGCUCGCGCAAUAAAUAAACAAAAAAAACGAAAAGCUACGGUUUUGAAGUGGAACUAAAAAUUUAUUGGGUGCCAAGAAGAAAAUCGCCGAAAAAUGCACUCUCAUUAUGCCCUAUUAGCCACACUGGCCUUGUGUGCGGUCGGCGCACUAGCAGACCAGAAAAGUGCCACUAUGGAAGCUAUUGCUUAUAUGGAGGGUCCCACCGUGAAGGGCAAUGUUACCUUCAUGCAGAAUGGCUGCUCGGAGAAUGUUCAUGUGCACGUCUAUUUGACUGGAUUAGCACCGGGCAAGCACGGUUUCCACGUGCAUGAGAAAGGUGACUUGACCAAUGGCUGCACCAGCACUGGCGGACACUUUAAUCCCGAUAAGAUGGAUCAUGGUGCGCCUGGCGAUGAAGUGCGUCACGUUGGCGAUCUGGGCAAUGUGGAAGCCGCUGCGAAUGGUAUUGUCGACACCACUUUCACCGACCACCUAAUCAGCUUAACUGGCAAGCGCACCAUCAUCGGACGCGGUCUGGUUGUGCACGAAUUGACCGAUGACUUGGGCAAGGGCAACCAUCCCGAUUCGAAGAAGACAGGCAAUGCAGGCGGACGUUUGGCUUGCGGUGUCAUCGGUGUUAAGCAUAUUCCAGCCUCUGCCCCACGGAAGUGUCCAUUAUUCCAUUAAUUUAAAAAAAUAAAAUUUCGGCACCAGCAGCAUGUAAAGAACACAUAACGGUUACUUUUUACAACAUACAACAUUUUUUUACUAGUUUAGUUUUCUAAUUUGAAUGACAUCAUUGGAAACUGAUAUUGAGCGACGAGGUUUUCAAACAGAAAUUAAAAGCUUUCAUGAGUAGAAAUUGACUUUUAUCUAUGGGAUGGCAAUAAUAUAUUUUAAUCGAUUAAUUAAUCCUAUGAAUAAUCGGGAGACAAAAAUAGUAAUCCACAUUGAUCGCGAUUAAUGUCAAACAAUCGAUUAUUAAUCAAUUAAUUUCAUCCUUUUUUAAUGAUUAUUAAAUUGUAUAAUGACUAUUUUCGAAAACUUCCUUGCAUACAACUCAUUUUUUUAAACUCCUUUCAUAUUCACAUCUGUAAAAUUGGCGUCAACUAACAUGAAACUAGAAUCAAGGCGCAUUCAUUAAGAGUGGUGGCACUACACCAACAACAAUGUUCUGUACGUUUGAAUGUCAAAGCAAAGUAUUGGGAAACUAGAAGACAAAUAAUGAAUUCGCCUUGUUUCAUUCUGAGUUGACAGCCACAUGGGCACGGCGAAAGAAAAAAAUACAAAUCAGCUGAUUUACCACCUUUAAUAGAUUUGCCUUGAGUAGAAUUGUCAAUGUCAAUAAUAAUUAUUUAUUGUUCAACCACGUUUGCAGAAACAGUAACUUUGGUAACCGUUUUUUUGUUAAGUGGUUGUGUUUUUCAGUAGCUGUUGCACCUGCUUUUGAAAAAAGUCGUUCGGCUGGUACUGAUAUCCAUUAAAUGGCAAUAUUUUUUUGAAAGCUCGUUAAGUUUUGGGUAAAUAAUUUGCAUUUUUUCCUGAACGACAAUAAUGUUGCGAUUUAGUUUUACGACUUCACAAUUUA
Anastrepha obliqua is the source of this 1693-nucleotide messenger RNA. It is a transcript of the gene Sod3, whose product is annotated as extracellular superoxide dismutase [Cu-Zn]. The record is from RefSeq and is a predicted model, not a curated record. Gene Ontology annotation, molecular function: superoxide dismutase activity; copper ion binding. Bases 220 to 792 code for a protein of 190 amino acids. NCBI's taxonomy places the organism in Eukaryota, Metazoa, Arthropoda, Insecta, Diptera, Tephritidae. Gene Ontology annotation, biological process: removal of superoxide radicals. The transcript has 5 exons.